This is a messenger RNA of Diospyros lotus (date-plum), 537 nucleotides long. RefSeq names its product actin-depolymerizing factor 7. The coding region runs from base 13 to 408 and encodes 131 amino acids. The transcript has 2 exons. Lineage: Eukaryota; Viridiplantae; Streptophyta; Magnoliopsida; Ericales; Ebenaceae. Gene Ontology annotation, cellular component: cytoplasm; actin cytoskeleton. Gene Ontology annotation, molecular function: actin filament binding. The record is from RefSeq and is a predicted model, not a curated record. Gene Ontology annotation, biological process: actin filament depolymerization.
UCGGCGUCCGGAAUGGCGGUUGAAGACGACUGUAAACUGAAGUUCUUGGAGCUAAAGGCGAAGAGGAACUACCGCUUCAUCAUCUUCAGGAUCGAGGGCCAACAGGUGGUGGUGGAAAAGCUCGGCAGCCCGGAGGAAAGUUACGAAGACUUCACCGCCUCCCUCCCCGCCGACGAGUGCCGCUACGCCGUCUUCGACUUCGACUUCACCACGGACGAGAAUUGCCAGAAGAGCAAGAUCUUCUUCAUCGCCUGGUCUCCUGAUACCUCAAAGGUGAGGAUGAAGAUGGUGUAUGCGAGUUCCAAGGAUAGAUUCAAGAGGGAGCUUGACGGCAUACAGGUUGAGCUGCAGGCAACAGACCCCAGUGAAAUGAGCAUGGACAUUGUAAAAGCUCGAGCGAUGAUCUGAUCAAUUACCAAACCCAUUAUUAUAUAUUAAUUUAUUAUUUCUCUUCCCCUGUUAAUUAAUUCCUUGUCAAAUUUUACAUUUGUGGCCGCCCUUCCUUUUGUUAAUUUCCCUGCUAUUGUACUCAUCAAC